This is a messenger RNA of Ipomoea triloba (trilobed morning glory), 720 nucleotides long. RefSeq names its product extensin-2-like. The transcript has a single exon. The record is from RefSeq and is a predicted model, not a curated record. Bases 1 to 720 code for a protein of 239 amino acids. Lineage: Eukaryota; Viridiplantae; Streptophyta; Magnoliopsida; Solanales; Convolvulaceae.
AUGAGUGCUUAUAUGCAUCCCCAUGGUUAUCCACCUCAUGGUGGACAAUCCUUUAGGACUAUUCCACCCCAAGCCUAUGAACAUUACUUCCAUCACCACCCAUAUCCCUAUGUUUACCCACCGCCACCAUACCAUUACACCCCACCUCCAUAUCCAUAUCCUUAUCCUAUCUAUGAACAUCAUCCAUAUGCUACCUCCUAUGUGCAUAAUCGAGAAAGAAUUGAAAUCCCAACAUCCCAAGAGAAAGAGGAGUCAUUGAGCUUUAUCGCGGAGAGUAUCAACAACCGACUAUAUCAAAUGAUGAAGGAGAUUGACCUGAGGUGCGAAUUGGUACCAAAGGUCAUCAUUCCUACAAAAGUUGAACCUCCACCUUGUGAUAAUCCUCAACCAAAGCAACCAAGCUACACCCAUAAGCCAUAUUUGUAUCCCACCUCCUACCCAAACACUUCCUACCGACCUCCACCACAUUUCCAUGAAGGGCAUGAUGCUAUAUAUCACUAUGAAACACCACCUUAUACACCAUACCACACCCUCACCAAUUCCUACGGAAGUCCACCUUGUGAGAAGCUCCCACCGGCCGACGAUGAGAUAAAGAUCUUGAACGAGAAAUUAGGAGUGUUCAUAGAAAUAGCCAAGGAGGAUACAGCCAAACUAAGAGCCGAACUCAAGGGCGAAAUGAAAGAAUAUCUUGUCACCCUCCGAUGGAAGGCCUUCCAUUGA